AUGACCAGUACGCCGCCUGCAAACAGGCAUCGGCCACUCCCCUUCGAAGAGGAUUUUUUACCCAAACAACACCCCAAGGUGGCCCACCUCGCCUCGGAUCUUGCACCAGACUCGCUCGAAUCAUCCGCCAUCACCACGCCCGCCUCCGAAAUCAUGCCAUCCUCCGAGCUUCCAUCAACCCCGCUUGAUGGACGCAGCACACCCGAAUCCGAGGGCGAACCCUCUGUGGCCACCUCCACCGUCACCACCACUAUUUCCACCACCCAAGGUACCGGCAGCUCCACCGUCGAAUUCCGACACAUCGGCGCGAAAGGGCUAUCGCAUAGAGUCGGCAAGAAUGGCGCCAUCCACCUCGAACCCGUCGCUGCCUCCUCCAAAGCUCGCAAAAAGAUGCGUGCGGUGGUGAGCUUCAGACCUCGACAAAGUCACUUUGACCGAUUCAACGAAACCUCUUCGCGCGACCAGUUUCGUGGUUUCUUUACUCUCUUUUGGGUUUGUCUGGCGCUGUUCGUGCUCAACACUUCCUACACGAGCUUUGCUAGCACCGGUCAAGUGUUGAGUUUGACGUUUGCAACACUCUUCAGCAAAGACGCUUGGAUGCUGGCGCUGUCGGAUGGCGUCUUGAUCGCGUCCUUGUUUAUUUGCGUGCCGUUUGCCAAGGUGUGCAGGAGUGGUUGGGUGAGGUAUUGGCCGACGGCCGUGGUGUUUCAACACCUCUGGCAGGCGGCGUUGUUGGGCGCCGUGAUCAAGUGGGCCAGAUAUAGAGAAUGGCCUUGGGUUCAGAGUGGCUUUUUCGUGUUGCAUACCUUGGCGAUGCUCAUGAAGAUUCACUCAUACAUGAACGUGAACGGCAACAUGGCGGACACGUAUCAUCGAAUGCGAAGGGUCGAAGCUAUGCUUGAGGAACGCGUUGCCGAAGUCGAAGGCAGCGAAGCAGGACGGGGCGAAGAGCAGCUUCGUGCAGCCUGGGCUACAGCCGUUCGCCAUGCAAGACAGAGCGGUGGAUUCGCCGAUCUGGAUGCUAGUAAGGAUGUGGCGCGGUCGUUGGCACAGUGGUCAUCGCUUGAUACACAGCGUGGGAGCGAUUCGAGACGACCUCGCGCAGGUCAGUCACUCAAUGCGACCAACUGUGGAGAAGACGGAGAGUCCAAGCUCGAGUUCAAGCACCAACACAACGAGAAGGUUCAGGAAUCCACAAUGGGCCAAAAGAGGCUCAGCAAACAAGAACACAUCGAGCUUCACAAGAAUCUCGCCGAACAGGAAAAGUCCGAGCGAUCCACCGCUCAGUCUUCUCACCAACAAAACGGCCAAAAUAUCACCAACCAACCCUCACCGCUCGGACGCAAGCCAUCUACAUCACGCCACCUUUUUGACUCGCAGCACACCAUUCGCGAUCCACACCCUCUCUCGUCCCACCCAGACACGCUUAUCUCUGACCUAGCACGCGAAGUCGAGGUUCUUCGUGAGGACUUGCUCUCCGCUCGAUCGCCAUCCGAACCUUCCUCCACCGAGCUGAUUCCGCAAGACCCUGUCAUGUGGCCUGGCAACAUCAGCUACGCCAACUUCUGGGACUAUCUUUUGGUCCCCACCCUCGUCUAUGAACUCUCCUACCCACGCUUGAAGACGAUCCGCCCGCUCUACGUGCUCGAAAAAACUCUGGCAACAUUCGGCACGUUCCUCGUCAUCUACGUCAUCACCGAGCACUGGAUCAUGCCUUUCACUCCGACCGCUGAUACACCUUUCCUCCGCACCUUCCUGCAACUCGCGGUGCCUAUGAUGAUCAACUACCUGCUCAUCUUCUACAUCAUGUUUGAAUGCAUCUGCAACGCUUUUGCCGAGCUGACCCGCUUCGCCGACCGUGAGUUCUACUUGGACUGGUGGAACGCAACCAGCAUGGAUGUCUUCUCGAGAAAGUGGAACAAACCCGUCCAUUCAUUCUUGCUCCGACAUGUCUACGCCAGCACCAUUGCAGCUUGGGGUCUCAGUAAAAGCAUGGCCAUGUUUCUGACUUUCCUGCUCAGCUCGUUGGUGCACGAGUUGGUCAUGGCCAUCGUCAGUGGCAAGAUCCGGUUCUAUCUGUUUGCCGCUCAGAUGGUUCAGUUACCGCUGAUCUUUCUGAGUCAGGUUCCAUUCAUCAAGCAAAACGAAACGUUGGGGAAUAUGAUCUUCUGGAUCGGGUUGAUGGCUGGCUUCCCAUUGCUAAAUAUCGGCUAUCUUGUCUAUUGA
Molecule: messenger RNA, 2226 nt
Organism: Mycosarcoma maydis (corn smut)
Lineage: Eukaryota; Fungi; Basidiomycota; Ustilaginomycetes; Ustilaginales
Exons: 1
Coding region: 1-2226 (741 amino acids)
Biological process (GO): ergosterol metabolic process
Cellular component (GO): endoplasmic reticulum membrane
Molecular function (GO): ergosterol O-acyltransferase activity
Source: RefSeq, a predicted model, not a curated record